Meloidogyne enterolobii is the source of this 567-nucleotide messenger RNA. NCBI's taxonomy places the organism in Eukaryota, Metazoa, Nematoda, Chromadorea, Rhabditida, Meloidogynidae. The record is from the annotation of a GenBank genome assembly.
AUGACGUUGUUGUUGCCGCAGGAAAUGAAGUUUGUUCAUUCAUUUGUUGUUCGAUUCUUGGAAAGUCUGGGUUUAAAACCUGACCCAAAUAAUGGAUUUAACUCACCACAACAUAUUGCAAAUCUUUUUGCCUUUGCAGAUACCGAUGGCUAUAUUGUUGAUGGAUUAGGAAGUUUAGAAAUGACCGCUACAAAAAUUGCGAUGAAUGAUAUAAAUGUAGAAGGACAACCAAUUGUUGUUGAAGAAAGAGACGGUAUUGCAAUAAUUGAUGGCUCUAAUCUUUUGGGGGUAACAGUUGGGAAUUAUUGUGCUUCCAAAGCCAGGGAGUUGGCGCGUAUUUACGGAAUCGGCUUUGUUGUUGCGAGAAACGCUAAUUCAAUCGGGCCUGGACAAUUCUAUGCAAGACAAAUGGUUGAACAUGGGAUGGAAGUAAGCAAAGAAUUAUUUUUACAUAAUAUAAUCUUUUUGAAUAAUUUAGAAAUUUCUUUCUAUAGUUAUAUAAUUUUUCCAGAAUCCCUGAAAAUGAAUUUGAAUAUGUCGGUUAUACUAAAUUUAAUCUAUAUUUAA